Messenger RNA from Perca fluviatilis (European perch), 4529 nucleotides. RefSeq names its product GTP-binding protein Di-Ras1-like. The coding region runs from base 214 to 813 and encodes 199 amino acids. Gene Ontology annotation, molecular function: GTP binding; GDP binding; GTPase activity. NCBI's taxonomy places the organism in Eukaryota, Metazoa, Chordata, Actinopteri, Perciformes, Percidae. Gene Ontology annotation, cellular component: plasma membrane. Gene Ontology annotation, biological process: signal transduction. The record is from RefSeq and is a predicted model, not a curated record. The transcript has 4 exons.
GAUGGUGAUGGAGGGAGGAGGAAGAGGAGGAAGACGCGGGGGCUGAUGGGUUUCUGAUGAUGAUGAUGCUGUGAGUCAGACAGCGGAGGCUUCAGGAUGUCCACAGCCGCUCCAGAGUAACAAUCCCCGGACACACAGAGACGGACGACCCGCUUGCGGAGACACGCACACAGGUCAGUUAUCCAGAGCAGCAGGCGGACUCCAACUCCCAGAAUGCCCGAGCAGAGUAACGACUACCGGGUGGUGGUGUUCGGAGCCGGUGGCGUCGGGAAGAGCUCGCUGGUCCUUCGGUUCGUCAAAGGCACCUUCAGAGACACCUACAUCCCCACUGUGGAGGACACGUACAGACAGGUGAUCAGCUGUGAUAAGAGCGUCUGCACGCUGCAGAUCACCGACACCACAGGAAGUCACCAGUUUCCCGCCAUGCAGCGCCUCUCCAUCUCCAAAGGCCACGCCUUCAUCCUGGUCUUCUCCAUCACCAGCCGCCAAUCACUGGAGGAGCUCAAACCCAUAUACCAACAGGUGCUGGCCAUCAAAGGUACCGUGGAGUCCAUUCCCAUCAUGCUUGUGGGCAACAAGAGUGACGAGACGGCCCAGCGCGAGGUGGAGGCGAAGGAGGCCGAGGCUCAGGCAACCGCCUGGAAGUGUGCCUUCAUGGAGACGUCGGCCAAGACCAACUCCAACGUGAAGGAACUGUUCCAGGAGCUGCUGUCCCUGGAGAAGAAACGGGACAUGAGCCUGAGCAUCGACGGCAAGCGCUCGGGAAAACAGAAACGAGCCGACAAGCUGAAGGGGAAGUGCAGCAUCAUGUAGAGCGAGCGGCGGCGGCGGCGGCGGCGGCGGAGUCGCUGUUGAGAUGUGGAACAGCAGAGGCUGGAAGGGAGGGGGGGGUCUGCUGAUAAACUCCAGUAGAGACUCCCCCUCCCGCAGAUGCGUCUUGGGUGGCUCUCCUCCGUCUGUCUGAACACUGAAGCCCAGAGGAACAAAAUGACGAGACCGACUGAUAAUGGAUUUAUACCAGAGCCUCGGGGCGCCUCCUGGCCCUGAACUGGAUUGUGUUUGUGGUCCCAAAAUACUUUUAAUAAACACAUACACCCCCAUUUAACUGCUACCGCCAUAAAACUAAUAUUAUGAGAAAGGAAUACUCCACUGAUUUUAUUCUGAAUCCUGAGCCAAAGCCAUGAAUGUAACUUAGAUAGAUAGAACUUUAUUUAUCCAAAUAGAAAAUAGUGUGCCGCAGUUGCAGAAUAAAACGUGCUCAAGCUCUGAUUUGUUUCAGCAGCUCCUACAAUUCCCAGGAUUUGUAGCAAACACUGAGAUGUAGUUAAAGUUCUGCACGGGUCUGAAGCUGAGACUCAAGCAGAGCUUGAGACCCUGACACGUACCAUAAGUUCUAGGUCAUUUUAUUUAAUCUGUUACUAAACGUUAGGCUGAAAGACUAACGCAACACAUUAGGUACACUAUUGUCUGUCACAGUGGGCAUUGCCUACUUGCAACCCAACCUUGGCAAAGUCAGAAAAAAGAUAAAUUAGAAGAUACGUGAACCCAGCCAGAGACCUGAGCUUUACCUAAACAAAAUGGGCCAAAACCAACUAGUCAGGUUCAGGUUGGACAGAGCUCUACAGACUCCUCGAUUUCAGGUUGACAGAAGGGAUUGUCGUUAGCAGGUUGCUAACGAGAGUAUAAAUCCAUUCAAGAGAAGUACAGAGUUGCUAACUUUAGCUUAACAUCUGAUAGCAACAAGGCUUUUUCAAUCGUUAACCUGUAACCCCUGAAAAGAAUGGAACUAGCUAAUGAUAUACUAACUCUUGGCCUUUGAUACAUUAAUUACCUACAUUAUAGUAAAGCUAGUUAGCUGGACCUGCUAAGGUAACAGCUUAAAUUAAAGCAGAGCAUCCAAUCCUUAAACUUUUUACUCUUGUGAUUUUGGGAAGACUAAAAUGAGUCACCAUCCUCCAAACUUGCUAUGCUAAGACUGGACAAUCAUGGGGUUUACUGAAUUAGCAGCAGUUCGAACAUCAACGCAAAGAAAACAUUGUUUGAAUUACUAAACGUUAUGCUAAUAUACUAGCCACUUAGUCGCCUUGCUACCAAGCAUACUUAAGCUUCACAGCCUUCACAUGUGACUUGGCUGCCCCCUGGUGGAGGAGGGGAGCAUUUGUUUUUAAUAAAGGUUUUGCAUUUCUGCGACCACAUCUUGUGAUUGGCUGCCUCGUGACUCUCCACCAUGUAUUGAUCAUAAAGGCAGCCGUUAAACAGUUUCAGAUGAAGCUGAAAAACAGUGGAGUAUUCCUUUAUCUAAAAAGAUGAGUGACAUUUCCAUUAUGAUCGGUUCUUGGUGGCUGAUCGUAAACAACAGGACGUCUACACACACACUACCGGUCUUUACGUCCACAUAACACAGAGCCGACAGACAACGGCAGUAAACGUCAAAAGGCUUUCCAAGAUUCUCACACACGCCUUUCCAUCGGUCAGACUCACCGGACACAACAUCCAUUUGCAUUGACAAGUAGCCGCUGAGCAGCAGCAGAUGAACGAAUAAUUUACAGGUAUAUGAGUUAAAGGAACAUUGCAACAUUUUCGGGAACCAUCUCCAGAGUCAGGGGUUUUCAGUUUCAUUGCUGUGUCCAGUGCAGAGAGACUUGUUUAGCCUAGCUUAGCAUAAAGACUGGAAGCGGGGGGAAACUGCUAGCCUAGCUCCAUCAAAUGUUACAUGUUGGCAUUUAAGCCUGAAUUGAAAAGGCAGUAUUAAAAAAAACUAAAAACAUUCAUUUCCAAAUUACAGAAGCCUUGAAAGGCAUGGCGAUAUAAAAAAUUGAUAUAAAAAAGUUUAUCUUUUAGAUAGGGGAUAAUAUCUCCUACGUACGACCUAAACCUUAAAGGGCGAGAAAGUUGUACAGAAGAACGAUUAGUGCACGAAACAAAAAGGGAAUUUAAAGUUCAGCCAAAUGCAGCAUUAACAAAAGGUUUUACAUUCUUAGUCAACUACAAAUAUCUUCUAUAAAACAUGAUGGAACUGUGCACCCCCGCCGACGUGGGUUUUACUGCGUUUGGUAGUUAACGCUGUAAUCACUUGGAAGCGAUAUUUAAAAUGUAAAUUUCACAGUUCUCUGGUGUACCUUAGCACUAAAUGCAGUCUAACUGGAAUUAUGUUGAGCCAAGCCAUUACGCAGAUCAGCGGGUUAGCUUUUGUGCAAAUAGGAAUUAAUUAUUUUCUCAGAUUUAGCAAGUUCAAGCAUUAUUCGUUUGCAUUUUGGAAGAUGGAAUACAGAAAUGUCCUUGCCACCCACACACCCCCCCCCCACCCCAACGCAAGGAGCUGCGUCGAACAACCAAAGUGCAAUACAACAUUUGUAACAGGCCAAUACUUAUAAACCUGUUCAACAGGCAUAAACCUGUAGUAAACUUUAUUUCAAUCUGACCCCUCUCUGCAAAUUGCUAAAACGAAAGUGGUCUGUAUGUAGUCUUUAGUUUAGCAAAGUCUCAGCUGCUUGCUGAGCCUCUUUCUCUCUACUAGCGGUCCACAUGGCUAAUUCAUAUUCACGACAAGUUAUCAGACUACACUUUGAGCUUAUACUUUCUACUGCUCCCCCCCCAGCUUCAAGUUGUGUUGUAUAGUCUCUCUGCACUGACACCUUCCUCUGCAGAAUCAAGACAAGGUUUCUAAAUGUUGGACUGUUCCUUUAACUGGCAGGAGAGAGCAGCCACUGUAUAUUUAUAAUGCCUUUCCUUCCACUGUACUUGACAGUUUGUUAUAUUCCCUGAACAUAAGUGAUCUUAAAACUUUACGAAGCACAAACGCAACAAACUAAAGUCGGAGAGCAGCACGUUCAUCCUGCAGAACAUCUCCUAGAUUAUUUACACAGCAGUGAGUCCACGCUGAUCACAUUUUAUGCACUUUUGUGAAAUGCUCCAUGAGUUUCUUUCCACUGUAAAAAGCUUUCCGACAUGUUUUUGUGUUAGCACAUCCUCCCUGUUACAUCACUCUGGCUUUAGCAAUAUUAAAAUAGCUGCACUUUGUAUGUAGAAAUGAAUAACUUUAACCUGAACUUGUUCAUGUAGUUUUCAUAAGAUCUGGGUACAAAUAUGAUUGAAUGAAGGGAUUGUUUGACUGGAGAAGUUUGGGUACUAGACUGUAAAAAAAAUAAUGUAGGUAGCAACCUUUUAAUUUAUGUAAAUGUUAUCUCUACAUUACAGCCUAAAUUGUCUUUUAAAGUUUCUUUGCAUCAUGUUUGUGUAAACCAAAAGGGACAACACUAAAUCAUUUUUGUGUAUUUGAUAUUGUCAUUAAGUUAUUUUUCUAAAGAGUAAACAACAUCCGAAACAGCAACGUGUGAUCGGAUGGUUGUUAAAACAAAAGAAAUCUGGCUGAAGGUUGUUUUGGUCUUCUUUACUCCUAAAAAUGUUUUUUGGACAUACAGUGCCAGUGACACUCCGUUAUGUGGCUUCACUUUUGUUUUGAAGGUAGAUGGAAACUUUUCUCAUGUGAAGAAAGUGACUGAAUAAAAACAGCGCUGUUGUACAGAAAA